AUGGAAAAGACGGCCAAAUUCAUUGAAAGAAUAGUCGAUUGAAAAUCAGCUGCUUAACUCAAUAACAUACAAUAAAGUUGGUUCCACCUCUUAGUGCUCAUCCUCAUACUAAUUACUACUCAUACUUCAUAAAAAAAAGAUCACAUUGGACGAAAAUUGUGAAAUGUGAACGAUAUUGAAAUAUAACUCAUCAGCAACUUUGCAAAUGUUGUCUUAGGACGCAUACUGCAUAGCCAGUUACGUAUACACCGUUUUCAUACACAACUGUUCAUAAUAUAAUUAUCUAAAGACUAAGAUGAACGUAACCUCAGACAUCGUACCCGAAGUACAGCCGGGUGUGUUUACCCAUAACUCGUACACAAUUUUGAGCAAUUUUGAAUCUGCUAAUCUUGCUCGGGUGAAAUAUGUCUGCAAACAAAUUCCAGGCGUUGAUGAAGAUUUGGAAUUUCAUUUAUGGACAAACCCAGACUGUGGUGGCACAGAGUUUGAAUGCAACUACAAGUCAUGGUUCUACUUUGCCUUAAAAGGAGGCAUUCCUGGUAUGCAUGUAAGAUUAAACAUAGUGAGUUCAAAUAAUCAAAGUAAAAUGUAUAGUCAAGGCAUGACUCCUGUAUUUAAAGUUGAUUUAGGAAAAUCAGAUAAAUUAAAUGAAAAGUUUUGUAAAGCAUCCUGGUCAAGAAUAAAAGAAAUACCAACUUAUCAGAUAAACAAUAAUCAAGAAUUUGUGUUGAGUUUUAGUCACCGUUCUUUGAAAAAUGUUGAAGCUACAACAUAUUAUGCUUUUACUUAUCCUUAUACUUACACUGAGUUAUGUAACAGCUUAAGUUUUUAUGAAAAACAAUUUCCAUUACCAUCAGAUUUAAGAGAAAACAAUGAGAAGGAUGUUUAUUUUUAUCGAGAAACUAUAGUAAAAUCCUUAGAAAAUCGUUCUGUGGAUUUAUUAACUAUUAGUUCCUUUAAAGGUAUUUCAGAAGAAAGGGAAUGCCGUUUAUUUGGAUUAUUUCCAGAUGAAAAACCUAGGUCACAUGUUUUCAAAAAUAAAAAGGUCAUAGUAAUGAGUGCUAGAGUGCAUCCAGGUGAAACACCUUCUAGUUUUGUGAUGAAUGGUUUGAUAAAAUAUUUAAUUAGUAAGGAUGAACAAGCUGAUAUACUACGUCAAAAUUAUGUUUUCAAACUAAUUCCUAUGCUAAAUCCAGAUGGAGUAGCUAGAGGAUUUUAUCGUACAGAUACUAGAGGUUGUAAUCUCAACCGGUUUUAUCUGAAACCAUCUUUGAAACUUCAUCCAUCUAUUUAUGCUGCCAGAUCAUUGAUCUUAUAUCAUCACCUUGGAUAUGAAUUACGAGAUGAGUUAAUUGAAGAAAAUUCAGCAUCAAUUUUUUGUAGUUCAUCCAAUAAUGAUGAUGAAUUAAAUACUAAAAUGACACCAACAAUUUUAAAUAAUGAUGUAGAUUCAUUGAAUGUCUUAUUAAAGAAGAGUCAAUUGUGUACAGCUGAUUGUUUUACAAAUAAAGGCAUUGACUCAGGAUUAUAUUUAUAUGUUGAUUUUCAUGGCCAUGCAUCCAAAAAAGGGAUAUUUAUGUAUGGAAAUAAUUUCGACAACAUUAUUGAUAACAUUGAAUGUAUGGUUUAUCCCACACUUAUGACUAUAAACAAUCAAAACUUUCAUUACACUUCUUGUAAUUUCAGCAAGCAUAAUAUGUAUUCUAAGGAUAAAAAAUUUGGUCUAAGUAAAGAAGGAAGUGGUCGAGUAGCUGUUCUUAAAUAUACAGGUCUCAUACGCAGUUACACAUUAGAAUGUAACUACAAUACUGGCAGAUUUGUUAACUAUAUUCCUCCUAAAGUACAUUUUGUUUCUGAGAGAAGACCUAUCCAGAGUGUUAUUCCACCAAAAUUUACACCAACCGUUUUCGAGCAGGUUGGAAAAUCAUUGGCAAUUUCAAUUUUGGAUUUAUCAAAUUUAAAUCCAAACAGUCGGUUAGAUAGCAGUGAAUUUAAAUCAUUAGCAGGAUUAAGGGAGCUGUUACGUUCAAAUAUUAUUAACAAUUGUAGCCGUAAUCGACGAUUAGGAUCAAAAUCUACCAGCAACAUAAAUGUUGAUACACCAAUUACAUCAAAACAAAUAAAGAAAUCUUCAAUAUCAUAUGAUCUGAUGAAUCCAACUACAUCCAAAUUAUUGCAACCCAUUAUGACUAUUGCUGUAGCACCAAAAAGUAAAUCAAUCCCACUACGUAAAACUAUGAAAAAAAGUGGGAUAUUAAAAAAAAAUCAAAAAAAACGGAAGAUGACACCAAGCAAACAAAAAGCUGUUGCAAAUACUGCAGAAAAUAUAAUAUUUUCCAUACAUAAUUGUCCCUAGUAUAAAAUAUAAUAUACAUUAUUUAUUUAAAAAAAAAAAUUAGGAAACUUUAAAAGUUGUUAACUUUUUUGGAUCACAGCCAUUUAAAUUAACAUAUAAAUAUAAUCCUUAAUCAAGGCCUUUAUUGGUAUUGAACAUUAUUAAAUCUUCUUUAAGAAAACAUUUAAUAAAUCUAAAUUAUUAUUUAAAAUUGUUGGUUUCAUUUUAGUUUGUUCGACAUAAUACCUAUACAAUACAAUAUUGUUACAAGCAAGUAUUUUAUUUUAGUAAUUAAUUUAUCAUCAAUAUCUAAUGUACUUAAAAAAGUUAAUAAUGUUGAAUUUGUUGUUUCCAAUACAUUUGAAUUCUUUCAGUUAGAUCACCUCGUUUACUCGUAUCCAAUGUGAUGAUGCAAGAUCUAAUACAACAAUUUAAAAUUAUGGCAAUUAGAAAAAAAUUGAUUUUACACCAUUGCACAAUUUAAGUGAGAUGUGGUAAAAUAAAUAUACACCUAAUUUAUUUUCUGAGAAUAACAUUAAUUGUAUGAUUUAAAUAAACUACUAUUUACAUAAUAGCGUACUUCUUAAAUAUUUAUUAUUAUUUUGUGUUUGUAUAAAUCUUAUAUAUAUCAAGGACUUUAAUUUAAUUAGGUGCUAUACUAAAUAAUGAUCUAUUUAAAUUUAUUUAUUAUUUUUUUUAAAUAUUUUUCUCAAAUAUCCUAAUGUUUUUUUCAUUCUUAAAAGUUUCUUUAAGACUGUUAGUUUAUUAUUUAAUAAUUUAAUCUUGUUGUUUUAUUUAUAGUUUUAUAUAUUUUGAAAUAAAAGAAUGAUGUUAGUGUUUGUUUAACUAAUAGACAUAUUAUAUAUGAUGUGUUUGUUUUAUUACAGAAUUUUUAAAUAAAAGGACUAAUAUA
Metopolophium dirhodum (rose-grain aphid) is the source of this 3248-nucleotide messenger RNA. RefSeq names its product cytosolic carboxypeptidase-like protein 5. The record is from RefSeq and is a predicted model, not a curated record. NCBI's taxonomy places the organism in Eukaryota, Metazoa, Arthropoda, Insecta, Hemiptera, Aphididae. The coding region runs from base 296 to 2356 and encodes 686 amino acids. Gene Ontology annotation, molecular function: zinc ion binding; metallocarboxypeptidase activity. Gene Ontology annotation, biological process: proteolysis; protein deglutamylation. The transcript is spliced from 13 exons.